AUGAAUAGUGAAACGAAUGAACGCUAUUUAAGUCAACAAAUUCGUACAACACAAGUGACUGUGAACUUGAUUGAUUGUAUGGAAUGUUACGUACGAACUCCACGUUGUACGUUUGAACAACAAGCAUGCGAUGGUAAUGGAAGCACGAACAGAGAUAUGGUUCAACAAGUACAAGAAUUUCGUCAAGAACAAGAACAAGCUUCACCAAAACAAAACAGUAAAGGAAGAAAUGAAACUGUUGAAAAGAAAGAAGAUGGAAUAAAUGAUGAUUUAAUUCAUUAUUUAAAUGAAGAGGAUGAAAUGAUGAGUCUUCUCAUUGUUGAUUUACCAUGGUCACAAACUUCACAACACAAUUCCGCAAAUAAUGAGCUCCGCGGUAACAUCUAGGUCUACAUUUUUGUGAUAUAUGACCUGUUUCGUGAAAUGAACCUAUAUAUACAAUUGUGUCGAUCUUCACACAAACGAAAACGUUUUCAUUAUGUUUUUUUUUUGUUUUCUUUGAUUAUUGUUUUUUUUUCUUUUGAUAUAAAUAUAUAUAUAUGAAUAAAAUUUAUAUUAAAAAACAAUAUUUAGUUCAUUGAAAACAAUAUUGCAGUUUAAAUAUAUAGUAGACGGAAAACUAUUAGAAACGGAAAGAAAAAAAAACAUAUAAAUUCACCCUGAAUUAGUAAUCAUAGGUUAGUUAGCGGUCACUUCGUCUGGAACGAAAGGAAAAAAGUUAACCUCGACGUAUUUAGACUUUACUAUUAAGAAUACUAUAUAGACAAAAACAAAUAAAAUAAAACACAUGGAAAAGUUUGAAUUUGUUUCUAACGUGUUGUUUAAAUAACUCUCUAUAAAAUAAUAUUCAGUGUAUAGAUUACAUUUGAUUAAAAAAAAAUUCGUGUAUUGCAUACAAUGGAAUACAAUAAAAAUUUCAGAGAUAUAUUACAAGAACAGUUUUUUCAAAAAAGUUCAAUUGAAGAAAUUUUAAUGCUACUUUUGCAGAAUCAUGACAUUUCUGAAGAUGAAUUUAUUCAAUUUUUUGAAGAUCAUUUUGAUUAUUUAAAUAUUGAAGAAAAUUUGUUUGAAUUUCUACACAGUAUGUUUAAUAAUUUAAGUGUAAACGAUUCACUGUUUGAUGUUAGUAAUCAAAUGGAACAUCAUCAUGCAAUGACUUAUGAUAACGAUGAAGAUUUAUAUGUAGAUUAUUUGCUUGACGAUUACAAUAUCGGCGAAAAUGACAUCGAUGUAAAUGAUGAAUAUCAAGUAUAGGAACAUAUUGCUCUUUUCAAUGUCUUUUUUUUGUUAUAAACUAUUUCUUUUUGAAUAAAUUGAUAUUGAAACUAUAAUGUUUUCACAUUAUUAUAAACAAAAGAAUAUAUCUAAUGAUUCACUUCUCUCGUAGUAUUUUUUUUCUUAAUUAUAUAAUGAUCAUUCUUUGAGUUUUCAUCUCAGGCAUUAGUGAUAGGAAAUCUAACUGGAAUAUUACAAACUAUUGGCUGAGGCAAGUUCGAGAGAAAAGAAAAUCGAAAAAAUACAUCUCAAUGGAAUUUUGAGAUUAGCUAUUGAGAAUAUUACAAAUUUGUUUGGUAGUCUCGUAUUUUUUACGAAAAACUUAUGAAAUUAAUAUCAGAUAUAUUUUCGAAAGAAAUUAGCGAAGACAUAUAUCAUUUAGAAGAAAAAGAAAAUAUGAAUUUGUACAUUUUUUUUAAAUGUUUAAAAGAAUUAAUAAACAACAGAAACAUAUUUGAAAUUUAUUUCGAUAUAUUUUAAAAACGUUAAGACGUUAAAAUUUGACAAAAAAACCGUUCAAAUCUAGGGAAUGAACUAUUCGAAAAGGGAUUAGUUGAUGUCUAGACAGUGACCGUUCCUCUUAUCUGUUAUGUCUUAUAACCUCGUCCAGGGUAUAACGUUUGUUUCCAUGUGGUGUGUCCUUCUAUACUAGUCUAGAACAUUCCUUCAUUUAAAUAAAACACUUUUCUUUUCUAUCUACUAUAUUCAUUUCGUAAAUUAUUACACUCUAGUAAACAUCAUCGUCUAUAUAAGGUUUGUGACCAGUAAAGUUUGAAUUUAUUUACCUAGCUAUAAUUCUUUUGUGGAACUCACGUAUAUUUUCGAAGAAAAUAGUGAGUGUAAGUUUUAAGUUCGAGAUUUUGCGGCUCCCCCCCCCC
Molecule: messenger RNA, 2153 nt
Organism: Rotaria sp. Silwood1
Lineage: Eukaryota; Metazoa; Rotifera; Eurotatoria; Philodinida; Philodinidae
Source: the annotation of a GenBank genome assembly